Molecule: messenger RNA, 1746 nt
Organism: Pteropus alecto (black flying fox)
Lineage: Eukaryota; Metazoa; Chordata; Mammalia; Chiroptera; Pteropodidae
Gene: TMEFF2
Product: transmembrane protein with EGF like and two follistatin like domains 2
Exons: 11
Coding region: 426-1514 (362 amino acids)
Molecular function (GO): protein binding
Source: RefSeq, a predicted model, not a curated record
GCUGCUUCCCAAACGCCAGAGGGAUGCGGGCGGCAGAGCGCGAGAGGCGGCUGCUAGGCUGCGGGGCGUUUUGACUUUCCCUCCACCCUGCCUCCUUGGGCUUCUCUCCUCUGCCCCUGGACUCCUGUCUCCUGCUCCCCCGUCAUCCCAGAGCCCCCUCCUUAUGGCAGUAGCUUCCCACGUCUCCAACGUUGCUUCUCAGUGGACGACCCUCUUGCUGCCGGGGCUAAACCGGGUCCCUGGAUGUUGCUGAAACUCCUGAGAUCAUGCGCGGGUUUGGCUGCUGCUUCGCCAUCAGGUGCCACUGCCACCGCCGCUGCUUCUGCUGCCGCCGUCCGCGGGAUGCUCAGUAGUCCACUGCCCGGCCGCCGCGAUAGUGUGUUCUUCGGAAGCCGUUUGCUGCUGCAGAGUUGCGCGAACUAGUCAUGAUGCUGUGGGAGUCCCCGCGGCAGUGCAGCAGCUGGACACUUUGCGAGGGCUUUUGCUGGUUGCUGCUGCUGCCGGUGAUGCUACUCAUCGUAGCCCGCCCGUGGCUUUCAAGAGAUGUAUGUGAGCUCAAGGGUUAUGAUGACAGAGAAAAUGAUCUCUUCCUUUGUGACACCAACACCUGUAAAUUUGAUGGGGAAUGUUUAAGAAUUGGAGACACUGUGACUUGCGUCUGUCAGUUCAAGUGCAACAAUGACUACGUGCCUGUGUGUGGUUCCAAUGGAGAGAGCUACCAGAAUGAGUGUUACCUGCGGCAGGCUGCCUGCAAACAUCAGAGUGAGAUACUUGUGGUGUCUGAAGGAUCAUGUGCCACAGAUGCAGGAUCCGGAUCUGGAGAUGGAGUCCAUGAAGGCUCAGGAGAAACAAGUCAAAAGGAGACAUCCACCUGCGAUAUUUGCCAGUUUGGUGCAGAAUGUGAUGAAGAUGCCGAGGAUGUCUGGUGCGUGUGCAACAUUGACUGUUCUCAAACCAACUUCAAUCCCCUCUGUGCUUCUGAUGGGAAAUCUUAUGAUAAUGCAUGUCAAAUCAAAGAAGCAUCAUGUCAGAAACAGGAGAAAAUUGAAGUAAUGUCAUUGGGUCGAUGUCAAGAUAACACAACUGCAACUACUAAAUCUGAAGAUGGGCAUUACGCAAGAACGGAUUAUGCAGAGAAUGCUAACAAAUUAGAAGAAAGUGCCAGAGAACACCACAUACCUUGCCCAGAACAUUACAAUGGCUUCUGCAUGCACGGGAAGUGCGAACAUUCUAUCAAUAUGCAGGAGCCAUCUUGCAGGUGUGAUGCUGGUUAUACUGGACAACACUGUGAAAAAAAGGACUACAGUGUACUAUAUGUUGUUCCCGGCCCUGUACGAUUUCAGUACGUCUUAAUCGCAGCUGUGAUUGGAACAAUUCAGAUUGCUGUCAUCUGUGUAGUGGUCCUGUGCAUCACAAGGAAAUGCCCCAGAAGCAACAGAAUUCACAGACAGAAGCAAAAUACAGGGCACUACAGUUCAGACAACACAACAAGAGCGUCCACGAGGUUAAUCUAAAGGGAGCAUGUUGCACAGUGGCCGGACUACCGAAAGCUUGGACUACACAUACAGUAUUAUAGACAAAAGAAUAAGAAAAGAGAUCUACACAUGUUGCCUUGCAUUUGUGGUAAUCUACACCAAUGAAAACAUGUACUACAGCUAUAUUUGAUUAUGUAUGGAUAUAUUUGAAAUAGUAUACAUUGUCUUGAUGUUUUUUCUGUAAUGUAAAUAAACUAUUUAUAUCACACAA